CGGGUUUAGUCGCGUGGAGCAAACGCAGCUGAAAGGAUCAGCAAAGAUCAGAUCAAACAAUUGUUGUGGCUAUUAUUUGUGUUGUUAUCGCAGUUUGGAAGUGUACUGCUGAAUUAUGACGAUUUUCAUUGCCAAAAUUAAGGUUUUGUUCUGAUGCUUAUCUGUCGUAAAAAGCGUCAUGACAGUAUAAAACUGAAGGCUCAUUGUUAUAAAAGUAUUUUAAACUGAAUUCAGAUAACAAGUGAAAUAAAUAAAUCUCGACAAGCAAAAUAAUAUUAAGUUUACAACUUAAUUGUGCUAACUAAACAUUAAAUCUGGGAAGUUCAGUGUACGAAAUGAGGUCGCUAAGGCAACUCGGCUUUUUUCUGAGUGUAGUCCUAUGGAUUAGGCUGUGCCAGGGAACAAUGGAAUCUACCAAGCCAAAUAUAAUCAUAAUACUGAUAGAUGAUAUGGGUUACAAUGAUGUGAGUUUCCAUGGCUCGAAUCAGAUUCUAACGCCUAAUAUUGAUGCCUUUGCCUAUAAUGGAAUAAUACUUAAUCGGCAUUAUGUGCCCAAUCUCUGCACACCCUCGAGGGCGACUUUGCUGACCGGAAAGUACCCUAUACACACAGGGAUGCAGCAUUAUGUUCAGAUACCUGAUGAGCCCUGGGGGCUGCCAUUAGGGGAGCGCCUGAUGCCGCAGUUUUUCCGAGAUGCAGGCUACUCCACGGAGUUGAUUGGCAAAUGGCAUUUGGGAUUUUGGCGUAAGGAUAUGACGCCCACGAUGCGUGGCUUUGAUCAUCAUUAUGGCUACUAUAAUGGCUACAUUGACUACUAUGAUCACACGCAUCAUAUGCUGAAUAAGAAUUACACGGCUGGCGUUGAUUUCCGGCGGGAUUUGAAGCGAUGGCAUUUGGAUAAUGGCACAUAUGCCACAGAGGCAUUCACAGCGGAGGCAAGACGUGUAAUUAAACAACAUGACAAGAGGCGUCCACUUUUCAUGGUACUCAGCCAUCUGGCGGUGCACACGGGCAAUGAGGACAAUCCCAUGCAGGCUCCCGAGGAGGAAGUUGCCAAGUUUUCUCACAUUAAGGAUGCCAAACGACGCACGUAUGCGGGCAUGAUCUCCAGUCUGGAUAAGAGCGUGGGACAGACAAUGAGAGCUCUUUCCGAUCGCGGCAUGCUCAACAAUAGUAUUAUACUGCUCUAUUCGGACAAUGGAGCUCCUACGCUGGGCAUACAUUCCAAUGCCGGCUCUAAUUAUCCUUAUCGAGGCCAAAAGGAAUCUCCGUGGGAGGGUGGAAUACGGUCGGCAGGUGCCAUUUGGAGUCCUUUGUUGAAGCAGAAAGCAUAUGUAUCCAAUCAGGUGAUCCAUGCCAUCGACUGGUUGCCCACUCUGGCAGCAGCAGCUGGCGUUCCGCUUCCCAAUAAUCUCCAAUUGGAUGGAGUUAACAUGUGGCCCUCGUUGAGUGGCAACUUGGAGCCACAGUCGAGGAGUUUGAUUCACACCCUGGACGACAUCUUUGGCUACUCCUCGUAUAUGCGGGACAAUCUAAAGUAUGUGAAUGGCAGCACUUUCGAGGGUCGCUUCGACAAUUGGCUGGGCGAAUUGCCAGCUGAUGAGGAUGAUCCACACAGCGCCUACUACGUGCAACAGGUUCUCUCCUCGGAGGUGCAACAGGUGCUCGGCAGUCGUACUUUGACCAACAAUCGCAUCGAGCAGCUGCGUUCCGAUGCCACUCAAAGGUGUCCCACUAACGAGCAGAAUCACACCCAACCCAUCUACCUCUGUCAGCCCCUGGAGGCACCCUGUUUCUUCAACCUGGCCAAGGAUCCAUGCGAACGCUACAAUCUGGCCAACCUGUAUCCCCUGCAGUUGCAACUACUCGAACAGGAGGUCCAUCAAUUCCGAUUGAGCGCCGUUAAAAGCGCCCGUGUCCCUAAGCCGGAUCCGCGUGCAAAUCCCGCAUUCCAUGGCGGUUACUGGGAAUGGUGGAAUAACACUUCGUCGAGUGGUUCCUCUAUAUGCAAUUGGAAUAUAUUCAACUGGCUCCCAUUGUGUCAAUAAUAUUGCCAAUUAAUAAUUAACAAUUAUACUUAAGUAUAUUUGAGUUGUAUAAUGCAAAUAAAAUGCGAAAAACAUCUGUUGAAAAGUAGA
Messenger RNA from Drosophila innubila, 2138 nucleotides. RefSeq names its product arylsulfatase B. The coding region runs from base 336 to 2048 and encodes 570 amino acids. The record is from RefSeq and is a predicted model, not a curated record. NCBI's taxonomy places the organism in Eukaryota, Metazoa, Arthropoda, Insecta, Diptera, Drosophilidae. The transcript has 7 exons.